This is a messenger RNA of Colletotrichum abscissum, 798 nucleotides long. Its product is annotated as nicotinamide N-methyltransferase. NCBI's taxonomy places the organism in Eukaryota, Fungi, Ascomycota, Sordariomycetes, Glomerellales, Glomerellaceae. The transcript has a single exon. The record is from RefSeq and is a predicted model, not a curated record. Gene Ontology annotation, molecular function: protein-lysine N-methyltransferase activity. The coding region runs from base 1 to 798 and encodes 265 amino acids.
AUGAGCCCAGUAAGCGACGUCGCCGACGGCGACACAGGCGACCUCUUCGCCGACCCGGAGGACUACUACCCGCCCACCCCGCCACCCACCUCGCAAACCCACACCCUCGCCUCGGGCCGCGUCCUGACUCUGCACCUGGUCGGCUACUCGCCCACCGAAGCGCACCACCUCUGGAACGGAAGCCGGGUCGUCUCAGACUACUUUGAGGCGGACCCGUCCCGCGUCAAAGGCAAGACGGUGCUGGAGCUCGGUGCCGGUGCCGGCCUGCCGAGUUUGACGGCGGGCAUCUUGGGCGCGAAGCGCGUCGUGGUGUCGGAUUUCCCGGACGCGGAUAUCGUUAUGACGAUGCAGAAGAAUGUGGACGAGGCGGGGGAUCUGGAGGGGGUCGUGGUGCCCAAGGGGUAUGUCUGGGGCGCGGACGUGAAGCCUUUGUUGGCGGAGAUUGCUUAUCCAGCCGAGGGGGGAGAGAAGAAGUUUGACGUGCUGGUGUUGGCGGAUCUGCUGUUCCGGCACUCUGAGCACGGGAAGCUUGCUGAUACGAUCUGGGAGGCGCUGGCGAGGAAGGAAGGGAGCGUGGCGUAUGUGUUCUUCACGUCGUACCGGCCGUGGCUGAGGCACAAGGACCUGGCCUUCUUCGAUGUCGUGAGGGAGAGGGGGUUGCUUGUCGAGCAGGUGUUUGAGAAGAAGAUGGAGAAGCCGCUGUUUGAUGGAGACCCGGGCGAUUUGGAGAUUCAGAAGACGGUGAGCGGGUUUGAGGUGCGGUGGCCGAGGGAGCUGCUGGAGGAGAGCAAGGCAUGA